AUGGCCAGUAGCAGACCAAAACGACAACCGAAACCUGUUAAACGUGACGAAUUCAUUUCGAUUCGUUUGGAUUCACAAUCUGAUGACGACGAUUUUGAAGACGUGCCAACAUCCUCUUGCUCCUCGUCUUCGCCACCUUCCCGAUCAAAACGUGCAUAUAUGAAACGAGUAAUACAGAAAAAAGAUGAAGUGAGUGCCCGUAAAUCGUUGGAAUACUUUACUCCGGAAGAAAGUCAAUCGAUAUUUCAUUUCAUUCUCUCACUGUGUCGAUCGAAAAACCCAUUGAGAGAAGGACGAGUUGCGAAGAGAAGAGUCGAGUUGAAUUCCAGGGAUUUAUGGGAAAAGUGUAGAGAAUUGACAGGAUCCAGUAGGGAUUCACAUGCACACAAACAACAUUUUAUGCAUUUCUGUCGAAAACUUCACGAAUAUCCGAAUCUGACACUGGAAGAGAAAGUGGAUUUAUACUAUGCAUUGGACAUUCGAGUCGUCGACGCAUCUCUCCGUGAAAAACUAAUUGAAAAAUUCGAAGUGGAAUUCAAUGAGACUGGAAUUAUUACGGGAAGUCUCCUACUUCAUCAUUGGGAUAUUGUACAUCCGGAUAGUGAAAAUGAAGAAGAAGAAGAAGAGGCGGAGUCAAAUAAAUCAAUGAAAUUCACGGAAUUCGAUGAUGGAAUGAUGUGGCAAUUCAUAGUUGAUCAGAUAAAAACAGGAGAGAUUUUGACGAAUUCGAAGAAAUUUUGGGAAGAGUUUCGAAAGAAACACGAGAAGAAGACGGGCGGACACAGAGUACCAGAGACUUAUAAGGCUAGAUACUUGCGAAUUCUUCUUCCGAAUCUCCAUCGAAUGCCAUUCGACAUUGAGACGAAAGCGGCAUUGUACUUUCAUUUGGAAUAUGCAGUACCUGAGGAAUUUAGAAAAGAAUUGUCCGAUCGAGUGAAUGUGAAAUUGGAUGAAGAAGGAAUGAUCUCUGAGUAUCCAUUGUGUCCAAACCCUAUUGUCCUUCAAUCCCGCCCGUAUAAAUCGAUAAUUGGAAUCUCAUCAAUUAACAAAUUAUCCACUUUGAAACCACCGAAUACAUCGAAUGACACUAGACCGUACUCUACGGAAGAGGACGGUCAAAUGUGGCAAUAUAUUCUGUAUCGAAGUAAUGGAAAACGGAUAAAUCAGAAAAUGAAUGGAUGGGUAUUCUGGAAACAAUUCAUGUCACAUGUACACACUGAUAGAAGUUGGCAGAGUUUGAGUGAACAUUUCGUGGAGGACCUAAUGGAGAAUAUACAGUACCUACCAUACGAUAAAAAGACCAAAAUGGAGCUCUAUUUUGCUCUGAACCACCCGGUUGAAGAUGAAGUACUCGCAGAGUUUGAAUCAGUCGCCAGUGUUGUUCUCACCAGAACAAGAUCCAUCAAAUUUGCGGCUGGAAAUGGUUUUUCGAUUGGACGGAGAGGACGAAACGGAGGAGAUGAAAGUGUAGAUGAGGGGAUUCAUUUAUCUGAGAAGACACGACGACAGAAUACGAAUUUACUCAAUCAGAUGCAUGAAAUGGCGAAGAAAAGGGAGAGAAUCGAGGCGACCGCAUCGAAUAGUGAUAGAUUCCCGUAUUUACCACAAGGAAUACGACCACGUGUGAAAUAUAUCAGAAAAAGAGAUAGAAUUGCGGCGGCGAAGAGAGCAGAGAAAGCAGCGAGCCUCGCCGCGAAACAAUCGCCGAACGAACCACCACCGUACUUUCCGAAUGAAAAGCUCCGUUAUCAAUAUUUCACAGAACUUGAAUAUGGGAAACGAGUAGAGGAUCAUAGAAGGAGAAAAAGAAUUGCGGAGAAGGAAGAGGAUUCAGAAAACAACGAGGAUGCGGAGACGGAAGUGAAACUGGAACCGAUGGAUUUUGUUUCAGAAGACCUCGAAAUCGAUGAGAAACCGACAAGGGACGAGCCGACGUCUUUUGAAAGGAUUCUGGAGGCUCCGCUGAAUUCUGGAGCACAGGAAGAGCAAAAACCGGAGAAAUUGUCAGUGACGUCACCGCCGAAAAUUCAGGAAAAAGAGCAAAAACCGGAGAGAUUUGAGGAUUCUGGAGUCUUAAAACAGGCUAUGACGGUGCCAAAAAUGUCAAAACCGACACAGCUCAUAGUUAAAACCAUCCGGGAACGUGUCCCAUACUAUCCGGAAAUUGGGGAUUCAGAAGCGCCGACGACGAUUCCGCAAACCGUUUUUCGCAAGUUUAAAACAGAUCACAACAAGGUUCCGGCAUACUUUGAGCAAGUGCGCCCUUCUAGAACAGUCGAAACGGUACCGUAUGUGGCGUACGAUCAUCCCGCUCUUGACGUCGUCACAGAACAAAAACCGGAGAGAUUUGAGGAUUCUGGAGCCUUGACACUGGCUAGCACGGUGCCAAAAACCACACUUGUUCGAGAACGUGUGCCAUACUAUCCGAGAAUUGGGGAUUCUGAUGUUCCCACGACGUCAGAAGCACCAAAGAUUCCACGUCAGGUUCUCAGACCGCCCGAAAUUGGGACCAGAAUUGAUCCACCUCGAAAACCCGUACCGUACUACUGCCGAAAAGUGUACGGUACUCCUGCCAAGAAGCCAAAAUUGACGAAAGUUUCUGGAGUCGACGCGAAAACUCUUUAUGUGGCAAUGGGCGGAGCACCGAAACCGGUACCGUAUUAUUCAGAGGAAGAAGAAGAAGAGGGGGAGAUGGAUUUUGAGCCAAGAAUUUCAGAAUAUGAUCUGUCUUCUGAGAUUCAGAAACAACCGGAAAGAGUUCCGUAUUUUCCGGAGGCUCGAGAGAAGGAUGAGCACGAGGAGGCGGAGCCCGUGGAGUCGGAGCCCGAAGAAUAUGUAUACGAUAAGACGCCAUUCCCGUCACCUGCAAACCGACAAGUCCCGCCCCUUUAUGUGGGGAAACGUUUUAUAGCGAGGAAAGCGGUCGCUGAGCAACUAACUGCCACCACGAAAUCCGCGAAUCCGCCCCGCUACGCAAGUUUUCUCCAGAAGAAGCAGUUCGCAUCGGUUGCGCCGAGACAACCGAUACCGGUGGCCACGAUGAAUACAUUCGACUCGAUGGAUUCUGGCAUUGAAUCCAAUGGAUGGGUAGAAAAAGAGCCAAAGAAAGAGUUUAUUGUACUGCGAGGUGGAUGGAAUGGAGAGACGAUGGAUACUAUGAAUACAUCGUCCUCUGGUUUUUUGACACGUCCCUCUUCAAAACCAUCGAAAGUGAUGUUGACAAUGGAAUUGUUCAACAAUCAGAAGCAUGUUCCAACUACUACUCCAAUCAAAGAACCGUCGAGACCUCAUUCCGAUGAAUUCGUCGAUUCGGCAAUCGAAGAAAUGGAGAUUCAUCUGAAAACCUUCUCGAAAGAGUUCUCCGACGCAAACUCCAAAUUGACACCAGCACAACGACAGAUGUAUGGAGAUAGGCUGUUGGGAUCCGUCAAAAUGUUCCAAGCGGGAAUCAAGAAAGCGAUCAUGAAGGAUCCGCCGAUAUAA
Molecule: messenger RNA, 3483 nt
Organism: Caenorhabditis remanei
Lineage: Eukaryota; Metazoa; Nematoda; Chromadorea; Rhabditida; Rhabditidae
Exons: 11
Coding region: 1-3483 (1160 amino acids)
Source: RefSeq, a predicted model, not a curated record